UUUAACAUGACCACAGAACCUGUUAGUUUACUCUUGCUUCCUCUAAGACAGCUUGAGCAGUUCCUCCACAAUAGUAGUAAUAGAGAAGUGCUCUGUACAGCAGCAACAGGCGUGUCACAACCCAGAACCCAAGCCUUGUCGACCUCACUCCACGGCUUGUGGACGAGGACCUUUGUGACCUGACAUGAAUGGUGCCAUAACCCAGGCAGUGUACAGCCAGCCAUGGAGCAGCAGGCCUGGAUACUGAGGAGCUUCCUGGUCCAGCUGGAGAGACAGGAAGCUGUGGAUGAAGAGGAGCCGAAUGGCUUUGCUGAGGAGUUUGCUAGACUGAAAAGCCAGUCGUUCAAGUACCGUACUGACAGGACCUUCCCCACCAACACUGGAGAAAAACAAGAAAACACCAAGAAGAACCGAUACAAGGACAUUGUUCCCUUUGACCACAGCAGAGUAAAGCUCACUUUCAACACAGCUAAACAUGACACAGACUACAUCAACGCUAAUUUCAUCAAGGGAGUGUCAGAUUCAAGGGCAUACGUUGCUACUCAGGGUCCUCUGCCUCACACAUUGGUGGACUUCUUCAGGAUGAUUUGGGAGUACAACAUACAGGUUGUCGUGAUGGUCUGUCGAGAGUUUGAGAUGGGAAAGAAAAAGAGUGAGCGCUACUGGCCACAGAAACAAGAGCAGCCGUUUGUUUGUGACUCCUUCACAGUUCACUGUGACUCUGAGGAAAACAAAGGAGAUUACUUGGUCAGGAUGUUAAGGGUGACCUACUGUAAUUGUAGCCGAACUUUAAAACAGUUGCACUAUGUCAACUGGCCAGAUCAUGGAGUGCCGGACACCAUUCAUCCCAUUCUGGAAAUGUUGCAUGAGAUGCGGUCCUAUCAGGCCCACGAUGACAUCCCAAUCUGCAUCCACUGCAGUGCUGGCUGUGGUAGAACUGGAGCUCUGUGUGCCAUUGAUUACACUUGGAACCUGCUGAGGAAACAGAUGAUCACUCCAGAUUUCAAUAUAUACAACUUGGUGCAAAAUAUGAGAACCCAGAGGCCGUCAGUGGUUCAAACCAAGGAACAGUACAAGCUGGUGUGCAGAACCAUCAAGUUACUGUUUCAGAGAUAUCUGGAGUCCCUGGAAGCCCCGCCAUGCAAAAAUGAGGUAACUAUGACCUCAUGUACUGACACUGACUGGGAGAACUCGGACCUGUGUCAGGAGCUGGUUUCGCUGCCACAGUCGGCGAGUGACGCUCUCCCACAGCACCACGCACCCUCGCUGUCCAUUUCAGAAAAUCUGAGAGGCAAAGACAAGCAGACAGACCGGCAACAAAGACCUCCACUCCAGGUCUUACCUGAUUCACUCGUCAACAGCCGGAACCUGCAGGAGGGACCCAGCCAGAGAGCCUCCGCCGCAGAGAGGAGUACACCUGCAAGUGCACCUUUAUCAACAGCACCAGAAGCCGUUUGUCACAUGGUGGAGGACCCUUACUUCAAGGAGGUACCCGUGCACUCUACUGGAGACACCAAACAAUGGACAGUCAGGCCCGUCCUCGUCACUCCCGUCCCAGUCCCAGAGCUCAUCACACCUGUCUCAGAUGAAGACACACCUCCUCCUCUACCCGAACGCACCCCUGAGUCCUACAUACUGGCUGUGGACACAGAGCAAUCAGAUUGCUGUGACCGCCUCUCGGUCGUCAUUCCGUCAAAUGCCGCUGCCGAAGCCGUCAGGGAGCUGAGAGGCAGCCCUCCCUCACCUGUCCCCCCACUUCCAGAGAGAACCCCAGAAUCAUACGAGCUGGCUAUAGCUCAAGCUCGUGUGGGGCAGCACUUAGAGGUCAUGUCGGCCGUGAACCCGGACAGAACAGGAACGUCUUCUGAAUGGUCGGGUAACUCCAAACCAACUGCCAGCGCAUCGCACAAUGAGGCGGAAUCUUGGGCGAGGAGUAAGAGUCUGAAAGCAAACAUGACGGUCUCAGUUCCAGUUAUACGCCUUGAUCUUGCAUCAAAUUCAACCGCAGACCUCCAUCCUGUGUGUCUACCUGUGGAUCCACCGGCUCUUCUGCUGCUUUCUCACACUGAAGACAGCCCAACUCCAUCCCUACCUGCCGGAAACCCAGAGGCCUUCAUCCUGAAAACAGUUGAGAUUCAAGAGAAAACGCCCCCCUGCCUGCAGCCUGUACAAACAACACCGAGGGUUGGCAUGUCGUCUGAGUGGAACGGAAACUCUCAGUCUAAGAAAUUCCCUGAUGUUGUCAUGAGCAGAAGUAAGAGUGUUCGAGCUAGAAGUUCAAGACAAGAGCCCCUCACUGCAGUUCAUCAGCUUGUUCCACCCCCUGUGGUCGUGGCUGGAGCAGGAAGCGCACAAGUGGCGCGGCAAGAUUUGAACCGUAGGCCCUCCCUGACUUUCGAGUCACCAGGAAGCAAAUCAGACAGAAGCAACGACAAGGGGAUUACGAGAACAAAGAGUCUGAAGUUCUUUAGACACAAACAAAAACCUAAACUUGACCCUCCACCACCCCCUGAUCAACCUGCUGCUUCAACUCCAGCCUUUUUUUCAGUGUUCAAUUUAGGAUUUGGAAACCGCUUUGGGAAGCCAAAGGGCCCCAGGGGUUACCCUGAGUCGUGGACCGCGUGAGGCAGCGUCACCUCUUCAACUAUCAAAGGUGCAGCACAGACACUUCAGGACUUUGAACAUUUACAAUAAAUAUCCCCUAAUGAUCCACAGACAUGAAAAGCACCAGUGGUGGCUUCUCUUUGUCUUGCACAACAGCUCCCUCAGCAGAAAGCAAACUGGAAGUGCCUUGUUGUCAUUUUGUUGCCUCAUGUCUUUCAUACUGUUCACAAACUAAACGUUCACAAUCGAUGCCUCGCCGAACAACGAAAAGAAGAAAUAAUUGAAUUCAAACUUGAAGAUUUUCUAUGUUGAAUAAACUAGUAUAUACAGUA
Solea senegalensis (Senegalese sole) is the source of this 2936-nucleotide messenger RNA. RefSeq names its product protein tyrosine phosphatase non-receptor type 22 (gene ptpn22). Gene Ontology annotation, biological process: peptidyl-tyrosine dephosphorylation. Gene Ontology annotation, molecular function: non-membrane spanning protein tyrosine phosphatase activity. The transcript is spliced from 26 exons. Bases 223 to 2625 code for a protein of 800 amino acids. Lineage: Eukaryota; Metazoa; Chordata; Actinopteri; Pleuronectiformes; Soleidae. Gene Ontology annotation, cellular component: cytoplasm; nucleus. The record is from RefSeq and is a predicted model, not a curated record.